AUGGCUAGUGAGAAUGUUAGAAGAAAAAACAUAGGUUCUAUAUUAUAUAAUUACUAUAAUUUAGACGAUGAAAAUAAUGUUAGCAAAAAUGAGGACACAAAUAAUUUGAAUAAAAAAGAUUGUAUAAAUAAAAAAAUAAUAAUUGAAGAAGAUGCGGGUAGUAAAUUAAAGAUUAAUAAUCAUAAUACAAAAUAUGAGUUGAAUACAAAUGUAGUAAAAGAAAAAAACACUGAAAAAUUUAUAAAAAAUGAAAAAAUGAUUUCAAAAGAAGAAAUAAAAGAUGUAGACGAGCUUGAUAAAAAAAGUUGUGAAUUCAAUGUAAAUAAUUAUUUUAAAAAAUUACUGGAAAAUUCUAGUUUAGAAGAGUUAAUAAAUAAAUCAAAAAAAAUAGAAAAAGAAAUUAAACAAAAUGAUAGUUUUAUGCAAUCAUUAGUAUAUGAAAAUUACAAUAAAUUUAUUGAAGCAGCAGAUACAAUUAUAUAUUUAAAAAAAAAUUUUAAGAAUGUAAAAGAAAAAAUCAAAGACAUAAACGAUCAUAUAACUUAUAUAGACAACAAUUCUAAUUCAGUAAAUAAUAAAGUUUCCAAAAAUUUUGAAAAAAUUGAAAAUUUGAUUGAAAUAAAAAAAUUAUUAAACGAUGUCAAUAUAAUUAUGAAAAUACCACAAAAUAUGUUUUCUUAUAUUAUUGAAAAGAAAUAUAUAAAAUCAUUACAAAUUUUUAUUGAAGCUAUACCAUUUUUUGAUAAAAAUAAAAAUAUUCUAGCAUUUCAAAAUUUAUAUUUAGAUAGUAAUAAUUUAGCUAAUAUUGCUUGCUACUUUUUUUUAAAAAAAUUAAAUAAAGAAAAGAAUAUAAAGAAGUUACCUAAACUACUUCUGAAAAAUGAAAAUGAAAAAAAUAUAGAUUAUAAAAAUGAAGAAAAAAAUAAAAAUAUUUCUUUUUUUCAAAAUGAUUUAGAAAAAUCAUUUGAAUUGUUACAUUCCUAUGUUUUACCAAGUGAUGAAAUAACUUCAUGUUUAUACUUAAUACUAGCUUAUGGGAAAAAUAAAAAAAAAGUAAGAAAUUUGUACAUUCAAAAUCGAAUUAAUGCAUUAAAAUAUUUAUUUUAUAAUAUUUUUAAUUUAAAUAAUUACAUUAAUAUUGAUGCAAAUGUUAAAUUAAAAUGUUCAACUUUUAAUUCUAAAGAAAAACAAAGUGAGAAAGGAAAUGAUGAAAAUGAUUUAUAUAACAAAAUAUUUGAAAAUAUUUUUGAAUUAUCUUAUAAGCAUUUAUUAAAAUUUUUUUUCAGUAUUAUAGACAAUUUUGAAAAAAUGUUUAUAGAUAACCCUCAUAACGAGUAUGAACAUAAUUUUCUUUUAAGUAAAGAAGAUUAUGAAAAUAAUAAUGAUAGAAAAGUGAAAUUUUAUAAAAAUAUUCAUUAUUUAAAGAAUUUAAUAAAUAACUUGAAUACAAUAAUAGAAGAGAAAAAUAAAUCCGUCAAAAAAGAUGUAAUGUCAUAUAUUAAUAAUAGUAGUGUUACUAAAAAUGAAAAAAACGUUAAAGAAGAUCUCUUUGAUAUAAACUGUAAUAAUGUAUUAAAAAAUGUAUUGAAUAAUGAUGACAAUAAUAAAAUAAUAGAAAUUUUAACAAAAAGUUUUUUUAAAGUUUUAUUAAAAUUAACUAUUGACCAUAUAUAUAUAAUUAAUCCUCCAGUAAAAUUGAUUGUGUGUUCUUUAAAAAAAUUAAUAGAAAACGUUAAAAAUUAUAAUAAUUGUAAAAAUAUUUUAUCAAAACUUAUGAAUAAAUUUAUAAAUAAAAUAUAUUUUGUAGUAUUGAAAUUACAUUUUUACAAUAUAUGUUUUAAUAGUAACAUAGCUCUAUCUAAUUUUUUGAACGUCUGUAAUCAAAAAGAAAUAUUAUUUAUAUUAGAAAAUAAAAAUGAAUUGGGGCAUAAUAUCAUAUUAAAUCUGUGUUUAACUUUUAUGGAUUUCGGAGUAUUUUAUGAAGAAAUAAAUGUAAGUAGGAAUUUUUAUUUUAAACAUUUAAUUAAUUUUGUAAUUAUUUAUUUUAUAUUUUUAACUAAUUUUUUAAAUCAUUUUAUGAACUAUUUUAUUUGUAUAAAUGAACACAACAUAUACAAUGAAUUAUCUAAUGAAAAUAAUAAUGAAGAGAAAAUAUAUGGAAAAUUAGAAUGUAAAAAAGAAGAAGAAACAAUAGAGAAAGAAAAUGAUCAUAUUAAAAAUGAAAGAAAAUUUGCUUUGGAUGAUUUUAAAACAAAAAUUGAAAAUAUGGAAAAUAUUAAAGAAUCAACAAAAAUUUUGAAUUUACAAAAAAAGUGUAAUAUUUAUGAUAGAGAAGUAUCAAGAGAAUCUAAUAAUAAUAGCAUAAAAUCAUUUAAAAAUAGAAGCAUUAAGGAUGAAUAUUCAGAUAAUUCAUAUAUAAAUAAAGAAAGUGUAUUUAAAUAUGAAAAUAUUUAUUUAUUUUCAUAUAACAAAGAAGAUGUAAAAAAAAAAAGUAAAGAAAAGACACUAAAAGAUUUUAAAAUUUUAUCAAUUUAUUUAUACGAAAAUAUUUAUAAUAAUAAUUUAGAAUUGCAAGAUAUUUUAAAAAAUACAAAAAAAUAUAUGAAAAUGGACUACGAAUAUUUUAUUGGGAAAAUAAUUGAAGAACAAAAAUUUGAAAUAAGAAGAAUUAAAGAAAUAUAUUUUUUAUUAUCUCUUGUUUCCAUAUUUUAUAAUUUCAAGAAGGAAGGAAUUUAUAAAAUCUUUACUAUAUUACAUGAUAUUUAUAAAAAUUCUCGAUCUUUAUUAAAUGAAAACAAAAAAAUAUAUUUAUAUGAUAACCUGGAAAUAUUACUAUACAAAGAUAUAUACCCAUUUUUAAAAAAGGAAAAAAGCGAAAUAAAAAAUGUAAACAUUAUUGAAUGUGAUAAUUUAAAUAAGAAUAAUUUAAUUAACGAAGAUGUUGAUUCUAAUUAUAUAGUUAAUAAGAACAAUUUACGAAAUUAUGAUAAUAAAAUAGAACAUGAAAAUGAUUCACAUAAAGAAAAUUAUGAGAAAGAAGAAAAUAAUUUGUUUUUACACGGCAGAAGAGAAGGAAUAAACAAAAAAUUAUAUAGUUAUAAUAUAAAUGUAGAAAACGAUAAAGAAAAAAGUAAAAAAAAAAUAACAGAAAUUAAAAAUAGUCACGAAAAUAAUUCUUUUUUAUUAAAAAGACACAAUAAUGAUAAUAAUAGAGAUUUUUCAAAAAAUAACAAUAUGCAUUAUAUAGAUAAUAAAAAUGAUGUAAGUAACUUUUAUAUAGAUAAAGAUAAUGAAAAUAAUUUAGAAGAUAAAAAUAAUAUAGAUAACAUAGAAAAUAAAGAGAACAUAGAUAGUUUAGAAAAUAAAAAUAACAUAAGUAAAAUAAAAAAUUUUAAUGAAUUAAUUUCAAAUAGCAUUGAAAAAGAAAUGAAUAAUUUGAAAUCAGAAGAAAAUUAUAGCGAUGAUGAUAUUUAUAGUGAUAGUAAUAAUAAGGACAAAUAUGUAGUUGGAAUUUGUAAAUUUAUGAAAUAUAAAUUGCACGAAAAAUGUAGUGAAUUAAUAAAUUUAUUUAUUUCAUUUUAUGUCAAUAGAAUAUCACAUAUCAUUAAGUUGUAUAUUGAAAAUGAGAAGUGGAUAGAAGAUAAAGAAGCAGAACUGGUAAGCAAUAAUUUUAUAUACAUUAUAAAAGAAAUUGAUAAAAUUCAUAUUUGUUUAACUGAUUUUUUUGAUAACAAAGUGAAAAAUGUAAAAAAGAUAGAUAAUUUUAGUGAAAUAUUUAUUAAAAUAGAAAAAGAAUUAGAACAAAUAUGUAAAAAAUAUUUAAAAGAAAAAAAUUUUAAUUCCUCGAAUGAUUUGGAAAAUAUUAUGAAAAUAUCAAAUAACGAUAAUAAUAAUAAUAAUAAUAAUAAUAAUAAUAAUAGUAGUAUACAUCCAUCAAAUCAGCAAAGAAAUUUAGAAAUGUAUAUGUAUAAAUUGUAUAUGUUAAAAAUGAAAAAUUAUAAAAAAAAUGUGAAACUUGAAAAUAGCAGAAUUCUCUUCAUAAUAAUAAAAAUAAUGUUUAAGGAUUACACUGAAUACAUCAGAAAUUCCAUUUUUAAUGAAAAAGGUUUUAAUAAAUUAAAAAUUGACUUUUUUUUUUACUUUCAUUGCUUAAAACAUUAUGUUCCUUUAGAUGAUGAGAACAUAUUAUUUGUUAUUCUAAAUGAAGUUUUAAUAAAUGCAAAAGAAAGAAUGAUUCAGGUUAAUAAAAAAGUGGAAAGUAAAAGUAACAUUUUGUAUCACUCAUAUUUAUCAGAUAACAUUGAAUUUGACAUAAAUAAGAAUAAAAAUUUUAUAUUGAAAAGCUUAAAAGAAAAUUAA
This is a messenger RNA of Plasmodium gallinaceum, 4359 nucleotides long. RefSeq names its product vacuolar protein sorting-associated protein 51, putative (gene VPS51). Gene Ontology annotation, cellular component: GARP complex; membrane; EARP complex. Gene Ontology annotation, biological process: Golgi organization; lysosomal transport; Golgi vesicle transport. Lineage: Eukaryota; Apicomplexa; Aconoidasida; Haemosporida; Plasmodiidae. The transcript has a single exon. Bases 1 to 4359 code for a protein of 1452 amino acids. The record is from RefSeq and is a predicted model, not a curated record.